Molecule: messenger RNA, 1425 nt
Organism: Chaetomium fimeti
Lineage: Eukaryota; Fungi; Ascomycota; Sordariomycetes; Sordariales; Chaetomiaceae
Exons: 2
Coding region: 286-1284 (332 amino acids)
Cellular component (GO): cytosol
Molecular function (GO): holo-[acyl-carrier-protein] synthase activity; magnesium ion binding
Source: RefSeq, a predicted model, not a curated record
AUUAGAAGGAUUUGGCAAGUUGCUACUGGGUUGCACUGCAUGAAGCGUCUCCUCCUGCACGAACGAUAACUAGCCGACCCCGAUCAGCCUCAGUUCGGCUGACUCCCUCACACUCCGAGUCCCACACCCGACCUCAACCUCACCCCGUUUGAUGCUGUUUGAUGAGGAUGCCGCCAAACCCCACAGCGCCCGACACACCUCACCAUCAGAUGACCUUUUUGGAUAAGCAAAAACAAUAAAACCGGUCUUCAAAACAUAGAUGCACAGAUAAGCCAAAUUGCCAAAAUGUCUCACGCAGCAGAAGAGAGCCCCGAUAAGCCCGUCAUCGCACAAUGGAUCCUCGAUACCCGAACCUGGUAUCCCGAAGUCACCCAGACCAAGCAACUCGAAACCCACGCCGCGCGCGCCUUCGCCCUCCUCCCGCCCGCCAACCGCGCCCCGAUCCUGCGCUACCACCACGCGCGCGACGCCAAGAUGGCCCUGGCCUCGGCCCUGCUCAAGCACUACGCCAUCGCACGGCUAGCCCAAACACCCACGGCGGCGGCGACGACAUGGUCCGAGACGGUGGCGACCGCCUUCACGCGCGACGCACGCACCAAGCCCGUGUACAUCGACCCUGUGACUGGAAGGCAGCCGGUUGCGUUCAAUGUCUCGCACCAGGCGGGGGUGGUGGCGAUUGUGGCUGUGGCCGGGUAUCCUGCUGAUGUGGAAGGGGGGGUGGGGGUGGGGGUGGAGGUGGGUGUGGAUGUGGUGUGUACGUCGGAGCGGCGGGCGCGCGACCAUGCCAUGCUGGCUGGCGAGGGGUGGGCGGCGUUUGUGGAUAUGCAUGCCGAUGUGCUCGCGCCGGGGGAGGUUGCGUAUCUUAAGCAUCGCGUUCUGGCGGGGCCGGCGACGGCGGAAGGGGUGUAUGAUGGGAAGCUGCGUUCUUUCUACACCCUGUGGGCGCUCCGCGAGGCUUACGUCAAGUUGACUGGUGAUGCGCUGCUGGCGGACUGGUUGGGGGAGCUGGAGUUCCGUGGGUUUCAGCCGCCGAAGCCGACCGCGGGGUGGGAUGUGCCUGCGAGGGAGGAGGAGGGGGAGGUGGUGAAGGACAUAGAGAUUUGGUUCCGGGGGAGGCGGGUCGAGGAUGUGAAUAUGUGUCUGAGGUCGAUAGGGGAGGAUUACAUGAUUGCCACGGCCGUGAGGACGCCGGGGAGGAAGGAGGAUGGGCUGGGGUGGGAGCUGGGGCCGUACGAAGUGCUGUCGUUAGAGCAGGUCCUGGAAUUUGCGGAGGCCAGUGGAUGAUGUAGUGUGAUGUUUGACUCAUACUUCGGGAGCGUCAUGUUCUCACACAAUCUGCGACUACGAUCUCUAUCUCAUGCACAUUAUUACACAGCUGGGAGAGAGUAGACGUAGGAGGCAAAAUGAAACUACCAUGGCCAUAGU